Molecule: messenger RNA, 1704 nt
Organism: Platichthys flesus (European flounder)
Lineage: Eukaryota; Metazoa; Chordata; Actinopteri; Pleuronectiformes; Pleuronectidae
Product: G-protein coupled receptor 6
Exons: 2
Coding region: 239-1246 (335 amino acids)
Biological process (GO): G protein-coupled receptor signaling pathway
Cellular component (GO): membrane
Molecular function (GO): sphingosine-1-phosphate receptor activity
Source: RefSeq, a predicted model, not a curated record
CUCACAUUCACCCUCCUCAUCAAGCUGAACACCGGCCAAUGCUUCACACCAGCGCUGCCCUGGGUGUCUGUCCCAUGCGUGGGGAGCACAUGCACAGUGAGGACUUCACCGCAGAGGAGUGGAACCGUUGCAUCCUCUUUAUUUGGUUCUUUGACACUUCGGCCGAGUGGCUCUGAUUUCAGCUAAGAUCCCAGCUUGUAUCAUUUUGUCACGAACUAAGGGUCAACAGAGUGGAGAUAUGAACGAGUCGCUGGUGGUGAACGACUCCUCUGCGUCUCCAGGGGCCGGGGAAUCUUUCUCCUGGAUGGAGGCUGACUCUCCAGAGCACAACGGCAGCAUGGAGUUAUCCACCGCCCCUUUUGAUUACCCCGUCAACCCAUGGGACAUCAUGCUCUGCUUGUCAGGCACCGUCAUCGCCUGCGAGAACGCCAUAGUUGUAGCCAUCAUCUUCUACACGCCGACGUUAAGGACACCCAUGUUUGUUCUUAUCGGGAGCCUGGCCACAGCAGACCUCCUGGCUGGCAUGGGAUUAAUCCUGAACUUUGUGUUUCAGUACGUGAUCUCCUCUGAGACUAUCAGCCUUAUCACUGUAGGCUUCCUGGUGGCCUCCUUCACGGCCUCCAUCAGCAGCCUAUUGGCCAUAACAGUGGACCGUUACUUCUCCCUCUACAACGCCCUGACGUAUUUCUCAGAAAAGACGUUACAGUACGUGCACCUGAUGCUAAUGGGGACCUGGGGGGUGUCCCUGCUCCUGGGCUUGCUGCCGGUGCUCGGCUGGAACUGCCUGGACGAGCCGGACUCCUGCAGCAUCGUCCGCCCUCUGACCCGGAGCAACCUCACCCUCCUGGCCACCUCCUUUUUCGUCAUCUUCGUGCUCAUGCUCACGCUCUACUUCAAGAUCUGCAAGAUUGUGUGCCACCACGCCCACCAGAUCGCCCUCCAGCAGCACUUUUUCGCCACGUCCCAUUAUGUCGCCACCAAGAAGGGCGUCUCCACUCUAGCUAUCAUCUUGGGGACUUUUGGCGCCAGCUGGCUUCCCUUCGCCAUCUACUGCCUGGUGGGAGAGAAGGAGUAUCCGUCAGUGUACACCUACGCUACUCUGCUGCCGGCCACCUACAACUCCAUGAUCAACCCCAUCAUUUAUGCCUACAGAAAUGCAGAGAUCCAGCGCUCCAUCUAUAUGCUUCUCUGUGGCUGCUUUCAGGCCAAAGGAGCCUACCGGUCCAGGUCACCUAGUGAGGUCUGAGUAAGGGUUAGGGCUCUGUGUGUGUGUGUUUGUGUGUGUGUGUGUGUGUGUGUGUGAGGGAGUGUGUGAAAGAGAGACAGAGAGAGCAAAAAGACAAACCAUCCAGUGGCCAUUGACAAUCUGCUUCAAGUUGAAUGCUUUACAAACACAAGGGGGUGGGUUGAUGCUAUAGACACGUGGCUCUGUGCACACUUGACUUUGCAUCUGCACUAUACUUUGUCUCAACAAAAGUUAGAGUGUGAGAUUUAAAGAAAAACGCUGUGAACAAGAAACACCUGUGAAAAAAAAACAAAAAACCUGUGAAUGUAAAUGAGAAAAAGGAAUGACAAAUCUUGCACUUUAUUCAAUGUCGUUGUUUUUUUUAAAUGCCAAAGCAGUAUUGUAUUGCCCAUAUUGUGUUUCAAUGGUUGGAUGUUUGAGUAUUCUGUGCCAUUUUUCUAUUUUGUAAUGUAUUGUAU